This is a messenger RNA of Saccoglossus kowalevskii, 1655 nucleotides long. RefSeq lists its product as uncharacterized. Lineage: Eukaryota; Metazoa; Hemichordata; Enteropneusta; Harrimaniidae. The record is from RefSeq and is a predicted model, not a curated record. Gene Ontology annotation, molecular function: protein binding. Gene Ontology annotation, cellular component: cytoplasm.
CAAAUAUCGGUCUAUCAAUAGAAUCGACAGGUCUGGACAUGUCGUGGAUUUCCGCGUCUUUGGGGCGUCGGGAUUUAAAUACAUGUAUGAUGACAUCCUUUCAACUUAUUCCAGCUCUACUCACGAACGUCAACGGUGCUGAAGACGCUGCUGAUUCAUUUGGCUCCGGUGUUUAGUAUUCAUGCCCAGAUUUUAAGCUCGGGCCGAGGUAUUAUUCGAACCAUGAUGGCAAGGACACCUGCAGAUUCGUCGGCGGCAAGACCACCUUUCUUCAGUCCCGAUGGAUUGCGCUGUCACUAUGCCGAGCUUGGAGCGGUAUCAUUGUCUCCGGAUGUAACCAAAGAAACCGACAUCGAGCAUUUGCAAGCCCAGGGCAAUAAAUUGUGUGACCUACCGGCGGAACUGUGCAAAUUAGAUCAAUUGAUAGAGCUCGAAAUACAACAAAAUAAUUUCAAAACGCUCCCCAAUGUAGUCUGUGAGUUGCCAUCCCUGAGUCUCCUCAGAGCAUCGAAGAAUUUCCUACAGUCACUGCCACCUGGACUUAAAAAACUUAUGAAACUCAAAGCUAUAGAACUGGACGAUAACGCUUUCACAGAGUUCCCGACUGUUCUAACUGAAAUAAAGAGCUUGAAAAUUCUCAUUCUCGAUUCAAACUUCCUUAUAUCGCUGCCUGUCGAAAUCGGUAUGAUGGAUAAACAACUGACGCAUCUCAGUUUAGGUAAGAACCAACUGAGGGCGCUACCCGAUGAUGUAUGCAACCUCAAACAUUUGACACACCUCAACGUAAGUUACAACAUGUUGGAAACACUGCCGAACAAUUUUGGAAAUCUGAAGAAACUACGCGAAUUGUAUCUACAUUCGAACCGCAUUACAGUCUUGCCAACCAGUAUUCUGCAUCUUACCAAUCUGGUUACGAUGACACUGCAGAAUAAUUUCCUCUCCCAGUUGCCGCCGGGUUUCAGUUCAUGUCUGAAAAAGAUCACGUACCUCUCUGUUGACCAGAUACCAGAAGCGCACACACCAGUCUCUGCAUGUGACGUCAGAAUUCAAGGAGUAAGGCAUUGCGAAGGAGGAGCAAGCAAGGAGAGAGUUUUUCGGAUUCGCCCUGAUGCCUCGGAUGUCACGCAAUCAACAGGACCAACAAGUGGCCUCAGAAAACGACGUGCCCCGAACGAGAAGGAACCGACAGACAAAGUUACGAAGAAGGGAACACGCACAAGGAGGAGUAACAGAAAUUUGAAUAAGAAACCAAAGUAACAGCAAGACGUUUAGCACGUUAUGCACUAGAGAAUACAGUGUAUUUCAGCAUAACAGUUAUCCUAGGUUUCCAGUGUAUUUAUUCAUACAAUCGUUCUCCAUUUCAUAUAUAUGGUUGUUUACUUUACUACGCGUUUUGUUCAGUUAUCUUUCGUAGUCACGAUGUUAAAGCGGGAGGGUCGUCACCUGCUCGCGCGCAGAAAUUGAGUCCCAAGCGACGAUAACAACGCAUGCUAAGAACGUAGGGGCUCAUGGGUACUAGAGAUUUGUCCGUAACAGUCGCACGUUAUAUGGCUGUCUGUCGUAUGCGUAGGUGACGACCCACCCGCUUCAGAACGAAAAUCAAAGUAGAACCUGCUGAAAGAAUGAAAUAAAACAUGUUUGUGGCGCUCUCCUUA